CCCGCAGCCACCAGUAAACAAUUCAGGCCGCAAGGACGAGGCCAGGGCGUCAGGAGGCCGAAAGACGCGAAAUACUUUCAUUUCAACCGCCCAAGGUGUACCACUGCCUGCCCAGCAUGUCCCGACGGCCUGGCACUUCGGACACGCCCAAUUUCGCCAAAUUGUCACUGGACGACGCCGAUGAGGACCUGUUCGCAAGUCCGGAAAGCGGUGCAACAACGCAGAAGCAUACUCCUGGCUCGGCGACAUCCUCUACGCAGCGCGCGCAGGCUACGCGCCCACAAACGAAGCAGGAGAUCGAAGAUGCGCGAAAUGCGCAGCUCCGAGCCGAGCUGGAAAAAAUCCGCGAAGUCAAUCGUGUGAUUGAAGGAGUGACAACGAGCUUGACCAAAGCCAAGGAUAACAUGGAGAAUGUGCACAAGACUGUGAGCAAUGCGUCAACGCUACUCGCGACCUGGACGAGGAUUUUGAGCCAAACAGAGCACAACCAACGAGUGAUUCUGAAUCCCAACUUUCAAGGCGCUUCGCAGGAUCUCGAAGAUAUUGAGAAUGAUGAAGUGCGGCGGCAGCAGGAGAUCGAGAGACGCGCUUUUGAGCAGCAGAGGAGGCAAGAGGAGGCGCAGCGGAAGGCAGAGGAGGAAGAACGGAGAAAAGCUGCCGCGGAGGCUACGCGAACGAGAGCGGGAUUAAAUAGGACGAGGAGUACGAGAGGGACAACGAGCUCAACGAGAGGACAGGCUGCUGCGCGGGGGAGAGGCUUGACUGCUGCGACACGGGGCACUUCGAGUUAUGGCAGAGUGUCUAGCGCAACGAGAGGACGAGGUCGCGGACUGGGUUGAGAGAGCAAAAGGAUAUGGAUGAUGAAGGAAACAUGUCAAAGAUGAAGGAGACCAGGCGAACAGCCAACGAUUGAUCUCAAGAAGACACUACCAUCUUCCGUGCUCCACAGCACUGGCGGCAAUGCUCAAAAUCACGCGUACCUGACGGGAUAUGCCAUAGACGCGGUGGCCGUGUCCGGAGACUCACUGCCGCUAUACGUACGGCAUCAUGCCAACCGACCUUUAUAUUGCAGACACAUCGAUGUACAGCAAUUGCACAGCGGGACAAAGUCGAACACUAGCGAGCGGGUUAUAAGCUGUAAAAGUUCCAAGGCAGCGGAGACAGAUACAUGUCAGGAGAAG
Messenger RNA from Cercospora beticola, 1181 nucleotides. RefSeq names its product DASH complex subunit DUO1. Gene Ontology annotation, biological process: mitotic cell cycle. Lineage: Eukaryota; Fungi; Ascomycota; Dothideomycetes; Mycosphaerellales; Mycosphaerellaceae. Gene Ontology annotation, cellular component: mitotic spindle; DASH complex. The record is from RefSeq and is a predicted model, not a curated record.